Molecule: messenger RNA, 1044 nt
Organism: Fusarium vanettenii 77-13-4
Lineage: Eukaryota; Fungi; Ascomycota; Sordariomycetes; Hypocreales; Nectriaceae
Exons: 2
Coding region: 1-1044 (347 amino acids)
Source: RefSeq, a predicted model, not a curated record
AUGGCAACUUACUCCAUCCCUGAAGAGUUCACCUCUGAACUUGAACUCGUUGACAAGCCCGAUACCCGCUCCACCAAGGACAUCCUUGCCGAGCUCAAUCAGUAUAAGCCUGUCACUUCCGAGAAGAACAUCUGGGCUUUUUGGCAUGCUGGUCUCGAUGCUAUGCCCUCUUGGUGCCAGCGCAACGUCGCUGAUUGGGUUCGUAUCUGUGGUCCUUCAUGGACUGUCCGCGUCCUUGACGUCGUGCCCGACUCGCCAAAUCAUGCCUUGAAGUUUGCCAGUCAAGACCUGUUACCCGAUACCUUUGUGAAAGGGACCAUGGACGGACCUUAUGUUGGUCCACACUCUAUGGACUUUCUCAGAGGAGCUCUACUCUUUGGGCAUGGCGGUGUGGCCAUAGAUGUUGGGUGUGUCCUACUUCGAAGUAUGGAUCGUGUGUGCUGGGAUCUUAUCAUGGAUCCCAAAUCACCGAUUGAAGUGGCUGACAUCGAUUUCAGCGAAGCCGCAGACUGGCCCUGGGACUUCAAGAUUGGACCUCAGCAUGUCCUUGAGUACGUGUCGCAAGUCAUGUGCUGGCGCCGGUUGGCCAUGCUGGAGGACGCCGGUGAUGGGUUCAAUGGUUCAAAGUACUGGCAGGAGAACAUCCUCGGCAUUGAUGCCCGUCAUGAGAACUGGGCUGCUGAGGACGCCGUUGGCUUUGGCUCUGGUGCACGGUUGUAUGAGCUGUUUAACCUCCGAGUCGAUUCGGACCCAGAGACGGCGGACUACAAGGAGGCUUACAACUUGGUGUGGCUGCUGUUGAGGUCGGCUAGUUGGCAGAAGGUCACGCACGGAAAGGGACUCACCCAUGCUGCUGCGCUAGGAACCCUUUGGGAUGAGAACGACGGCAAGGAUAGUGCCCCAGGAACCUUUGGAGAAUUGCUGCGAUGGGGUUCUGUGCAUCUGAUACAGAAGCGAGAGGCCGUCUCCACCAAGCCUACAGCCAAGUCCGCGCUGAUUCUUCAGGAAGGUCUGUAUGGACCGUCAGAGGCUGGAGCGCAGUAG